UAAUAAGUUGUUCCGAUUGAUUAACAAGAAUAAAACAUUAACAUAAAUUUACGUCUUAAUAUUUUUAUUUUAAUUGAAAACAAAUUUUCUAUGUAUAAGUAAAGAAAGAUCGGAUGUUUUCGAAAUGAAGUACUUUUAUUUUUUAGUUUAUAUUUCAAUUUCAUUGGGGUACAAAUUACCUGAUGGUAUCAAACUUUGUCACAGAUCCCAAAAGGAUUUUGCAGAAUGUGUUGGAAAAAAUAUGAGAGGCGGUUUAGGAGCAUUUGCACCCGGAUACAAAGAAAUGGGAAUUCCUACACUGAAUCCAUAUUUCAUUGAAAAAUUGGAGAUCAAACCACCAUCACCUGAUUCAUCGGUGGCUAUACACCUUACAUUUACUAAUUUGCACGUAUCUGGCAUGACUGUAACUGAUAUAGAUCACAUGGAGAUAGACUUUGACAAGGGCUGUAGUUGGGUAAUGGAUGCUGUUUCUCCUUUUAUAAUACUAGAUGGAGAAUAUACAAUGGACGGAAAACUUUUAUUAUUUGCUUUAAAUGCACAUGGAAAAGCCAAUGUAACGCAAGUCAAUCUUCGAAACAGACAUAGCAUGUGGUGCGAAAAGUAUCAGAAGAAGGGAAAAACACAUAUUCGCUUUAUCAACUACACAAUGGAUAUGCGCCCUGAUAAUGUACUAUUUGAAUUUACUAACCUAUUUCCUUCGAACAAAGAUAUAGAAAAUGAAAUUGGAAAAACACUCAAUGAAAACAGUUUAGCGAUUUUCAAUGAAAUCAAAGCACCGGUUGAACAAAUAUUUUCAACUAUUCAUACUCAAAUUGCCAAUCAAGUGUUGUCGAAAAUUCCUUUCGAUGAUAUCUUUUUACCUUGAAUUGUAAUUAGUACAUCAAGGUAUAAAGGUUCGGUAUAUACGUGUUAAAGGCAGUGUCUUUAUUAAGUUUAUUAAAUUAUGUAUGUGUCUAUGCAAUAAACAUGUUUGUUUUGUCGUAC
This is a messenger RNA of Psylliodes chrysocephalus, 984 nucleotides long. The record is from the annotation of a GenBank genome assembly. Lineage: Eukaryota; Metazoa; Arthropoda; Insecta; Coleoptera; Chrysomelidae.